CCCUCCCAACAUAACCGCCAACCUGACCCAGACACACCCACCCAACAUUACCGCCAACCUGACCCAGACAAACCCUCCCAACAUAACCGCCAACCUGACCCAGACAAACCCUCCCAACAUAACCGCCAACCAGACUCAAACACGCCCUCCCACCGUGAUUGCUAACCUGACUGCGACACCAUCAGGCUCUAAUACCUUGAACAACAGCAACGUCAAUAAUCUAUCACUAGAUAUCACUGGCAGGGAUAACUGCAGGAGGGAUAGAGCAUGUUUCUCUGCUCCACCUACUUGUAAUCCAGGUGCACAAGAUUCCUGUUAUUUCCUAUCUGCAAAAGGAGUAAGCGGAAGUGCAGAUAAUUUUACCUUUGAACUCAGUGGCGAGUCAGAUGGUUACAUUGGAGCUGGCCUCUCUCGAGACAACAGUGGUCAAGGAGCCACUGUCUAUUCUUGCGCCAACAUCAAUGGUGCACUGAAGUUCUUCCGUUCCACACUGAACCAUCAAAGACUGGCUCAGGAUAACACUUUCAUCCCUGGAAGUUUCCGUGGUUCGGUGAAUAGAGGAAAGAUUCAGUGCAUUUUCAAUGCUGCAGGUCUCGGCAGCAUCACUCGUGCGGCAACCACAGACACUUAUGUCUUCUUUUUAACAGGCAGUGUCUCAAAUGGCUCUCUGGAUUCUCCAGUCACUAGAAUGACUACAAAUGGGUCAGUGGACUUAAGCAACCCUAACAGCACAGAUGUUUCAGUAAUAACACCCAGUACAAAUGCCACCACAACAGCCCCGAACAUCACCACAUCUAGUUCCUCUUUAGCAUUAAACACCACUACAGCCCCGAACACCACCGCAUCUAAUUCCACUGCAUCCUCAAAUACUACUGCAUCAUCAAAUGCCACUGCAUCUACUGCCUCUGGAUUAUCUACAGCUAAUAAUGUUACAACAAAUGAUAAGGUCACCAAGGACAACUGUAAAAAGGACAGGGCAUGUUUCUCCACUCCAGCCAACUGUGAUCCAUCAAGCUCAAGUAGCUGCAUUUUUGCCUCCACAAGAGUGGUGAACGGAAACUUAGACAAUCUCACUUUUGAGCUCAGUGGGGAUUCAAAUGGUUACAUCGCAGUUGGCCUGUCUCGAGACAAGAAGGAGGGUGAUGAUGACACUGUCUACUCUUGUGCCAAUGACAAUGGUGUGGCGAAGUUCAUUCGUGCCACUCUGAACAACAACAUUCUGACUCCAGAUAAGACUUUUAACCCUGGAUCCUUCCGUGGCUCUGUGAACGGCACAAGGAUUCAGUGCAUUUUUGUAGCUGCAGGUCUCAGCAGCAACGCCCGUGCGGCAAACACAAAUGCUUUCCUCUAUUUCUUCACUGGCAACUUUACAAAUGGCACUUUAGGGUCUCCAGUCACACGAAUGUUUACAAAUUCAUUGGUUGAUCUAACCAACACUAGCAGCUCAGACGUUGCCAUAAUAACACCCACUACAAGCACAGAUAAUACUACCACUAUUACGACUACUACAGCAAAACCUGCUACUACAGCAGGGAGCAAUGCACUGCAUCAUGCUGCAUCUCAGGCUGCUCUGGUAAUUCUCUCAGGGAUCCUUGCAGUGCUCCUGUUGUAAGGAUUCUGCCAACACAUUUGCUUUCUGAAACUGGUCGAUGAGCACUGAACGCUUGAUGAACCCAACACCAAAGUAUAUGUAAUUCAGCAUAUUUAUAACUGUGCAAUAAUGCGACUCUGGGAACAAUGAAGAAAGAAGCAGAAAAUAUGGGGAAGAGGGCAUUACAUUAUUUAUUUAAUCUUAGUGUUUGUGUGUGAGAGAUUGUGUUUAUGAAUGUUUUUGCGAGCGUUAGUGUUUGUAUUCUGCUAAUGUACUGCUAUUUAAAAUCAGGCUCCUGCACAGAGAGGGCUGAUGAAAAUUAAAAUCAGUAUAUUAAUAUAAUUGUGCAAGUGUGAGCCAUCAUGUGGCUAAAAUGAUCUAAGAUAAUUGUUUUCAAAUGUCUUAAUUUAUUGUUACUGUUGCCUCAAACCAUUGAUUUCCUGUAAGUUAUAAAUAUAGUCUUUUUUUUUUAAUAUGCAUAAUAAAAUGUUCAAGUAAAAAAAA
Cyprinus carpio (common carp) is the source of this 2095-nucleotide messenger RNA. Its product is annotated as putative ferric-chelate reductase 1. Lineage: Eukaryota; Metazoa; Chordata; Actinopteri; Cypriniformes; Cyprinidae. Gene Ontology annotation, biological process: regulation of glutamate receptor signaling pathway. The record is from RefSeq and is a predicted model, not a curated record. The coding region runs from base 689 to 1612 and encodes 307 amino acids. The transcript has 10 exons.